Molecule: messenger RNA, 809 nt
Organism: Vitrella brassicaformis
Lineage: Eukaryota; Vitrellaceae
Source: the annotation of a GenBank genome assembly
GUCAAAAAUAAAAUGGCUUUGGCUCUGACGCCACGCGGCUCCCCUCUCUUCGGGCAGGGCUGUGUUGUGCUGCCAGGCUCGCCUUAUCCAUCGCACAAGGCCACCCGAGGCAAACAGCGGCAGCUCAGCAAUGCGCGAGAUCUGGACGGCCCGGCGGUCAACACGAGGUCCAAGGCCAAGAGCAGGACCAAAUCUAAGAAGGCCCCGGGCAUGAGUACCAAGGCACUGACGGUGGGUACGGUGAGCACGGCGGUGGAUGAUGAUAAGGACUCGGUGAGCGUGGGUUCAUGGGACUCGGCCAUGAUGGACAUGGACGAGGUGGAGAUGGAGGAUGGCCAGGGGGAGCAGAGAGGUGGUGAUACGGAGGGAGGCAGCCCCUCGGAUGCAUCGCACAUGGUGGGUGGUCGGAUGGGUGUGUGGAUGGAUGGAUUCAUGGUGUCUUGUGGAUGCUCAUUCACUGCAGGGGGCACUGUACAAUAUCGCCUGCAGCCCGUCCCCCCCGCCCGAACAAGGAGACACGUACGUCAGUGCCAGCUACGAAUAGACCAACACCAACACCGUUUCUCUUCUCUUCGUAUGUGUGCAGGCGCACCGACUCGCCGUCCUUCAUGGCCAUGGAGUCCCCUCCCCGUCCACACUACCCCUACCUCACACUCAGAACCACCCCCCACAUGACCUUCGCCCCUCCCCCUCCCCGUCCCUCCUCCCCGCCCACAGACACCGAUCACAAGCGCAAGAAGCCGGCCAACGUGUCGCCGUCCCCGUCGGUGUCCGUGUCCGAUCUCAUCGCACCGGGCAGCAAGCCCUAG